Messenger RNA from Oncorhynchus gorbuscha (pink salmon), 2684 nucleotides. RefSeq names its product H(+)/Cl(-) exchange transporter 4-like. NCBI's taxonomy places the organism in Eukaryota, Metazoa, Chordata, Actinopteri, Salmoniformes, Salmonidae. Gene Ontology annotation, cellular component: Golgi apparatus; synaptic vesicle; early endosome. Gene Ontology annotation, molecular function: voltage-gated chloride channel activity. Gene Ontology annotation, biological process: transmembrane transport; chloride transport. The record is from RefSeq and is a predicted model, not a curated record.
AUGCAUUGUGGGAAGCAGAAAUCUAUGACGUCCUCUUCUCUCUUUUCUAAACAGGUUUGGCCGGCGAUAACCUAACACAGUAUCAACAUGCAUUCAAUAUUGAUGAUUAUAUAGCUAAGAGAUAUUAGAUGUCUUUAUUUUGAGGAGUCGGGUUGUGUGAACAAUGGACGGAGACGGGGCCAGCAGUACUGGGGCCACUCCCUCAGAGGAGACGAAUGGUACUGGGAACCUGAUGGACUUCCUGGACGAGCCUUUCCCUGACGUCAGCACCUACGAAGACUUCCACACCAUCGACUGGCUCCGGGAGAAGUCACGCGACACAGACCGCCAUAGGAAGAUCACCACCAAGAGUAAGGAGUCUUACUGGGAGCUGAUUAAGAGUCUUCUGGAUGCCUGGUCAGGAUGGGUGGUGAUGCUGCUCAUAGGAAUGCUCACAGGCACGCUGGCUGGAGUGAUCGACCUGGCUGUGGACUGGAUGACCGACCUGAAAGAAGGGGUGUGUCUGUCUGCAUUCUACUACAGCCAUGAGCAGUGCUGCUGGACCUCCAACGAGACCACCUUCGACGACAGAGACAAGUGUCCGCAGUGGCAGAAGUGGGCCGAGCUGAUGACCGGUCACUCUGAGGGUGCCGGGGCGUAUGUGUUGAAUUACUUCCUGUAUGUGUUGUGGGCGCUGUUAUUCUCUUUCCUGGCUGUGUCUCUAGUAAGAGUCUUUGCCCCCUACGCCUGUGGGUCAGGUAUUCCUGAGAUCAAAACCAUCCUGAGUGGGUUCAUCAUCCGGGGGUACCUGGGGAAGUGGACCCUGUUGAUCAAGACGGUGACCCUGGUCCUGGCUGUGUCCUCCGGGCUCAGCCUGGGGAAGGAGGGGCCCCUGGUCCACGUGGCCUGCUGCUGUGGUAACCUCUUCUGCUCCCUGUUCUCUAAGUACAGCAAGAAUGAGGGCAAGCGCAGAGAGGUGUUAUCGGCCGCUGCUGCUGCUGGGGUGUCAGUGGCUUUUGGAGCUCCGAUUGGAGGAGUUCUCUUCAGCCUGGAGGAGGUGAGUUACUACUUCCCUCUGAAGACUCUGUGGCGCUCCUUCUUCGCUGCGUUGGUGGCGGCCUUCACCCUGCGCGCCAUCAACCCGUUCGGCAACAGCCGUCUGGUCCUGUUCUGUGAGUACCACACCCCCUGGUACAUGGCUGAGCUGGUCCCCUUCAUCCUGCUGGGGGUGUUCGGGGGCCUCUGGGGAACCCUCUUCAUCCGGGGGAACAUCGCCUGGUGUAGGAGAAGGAAGACCACUCUGCUGGGGAAGUACCCCGUCCUAGAGGUGAUCGUGAUAACGGGUAUCACCGCGGUCCUGGCGUUCCCUAACCCGUACACGCGGCGCAGCACCAGCGAGCUCAUCUCCGAGCUGUUCAACGACUGCGGUGCGCUGGAGUCCUCUCAGCUGUGUGACUACGUAAAUAACCCCAACAUGAGCCGCCCGGUGGAUGACAUCCCAGACCGCCCUGCUGGACCCGGGGUCUACAGCGCUCUGUGGCAGCUGGCCCUGGCGCUUAUCUUUAAGAUAGUUAUUACAAUCUUCACCUUUGGCAUGAAGAUCCCGUCUGGGCUGUUUAUCCCCAGUAUGGCUGUGGGGGCCAUCGCUGGGCGAAUCGUGGGCAUCGCUGUGGAGCAGAUGGCCUACCAUCACCACGACUGGAUCAUCUUUAAGAACUGGUGUCGUCCCGGAGCCGACUGUGUUACCCCAGGUCUCUACGCUAUGGUGGGCGCUGCCGCAUGUCUGGGAGGUGUGACCCGGAUGACCGUGUCCCUGGUGGUCAUUAUGUUUGAGCUGACCGGUGGUCUGGAGUACAUCGUCCCCCUCAUGGCCGCAGCCGUCACCAGUAAGUGGGUCGCGGACGCCUUUGGGAAGGAGGGUAUCUACGAGUCCCACAUCCAACUCAACGGCUACCCCUACCUGGACGUCAGGGACGAGUUCACGCACAGGACCCUGGCCACGGAUGUGAUGCGUCCCAGGCGCAGUGAGCCCCCCCUGGCCGUGUUGACCCAGGACAGCACCACGGUGGAGGACGUGGAGACUCUCAUCAAGGACACCGACUACAACGGCUUCCCUGUGGUCGUGUCCCGAGAGUCAGAGCGCCUCAUCGGCUUCGUCCAGCGCAGGGAACUCACUGUGGCCAUCAAGACUGCUCGUCAGAAGCAGGACGGGGUGGUGAGCAGCUCUGUGGUCUACUUCACGGAGGACAACCCCCAGGUGGCCGAGGCCUGCGACCCCCAGCCCCUGAAGCUGCGGCGCAUCCUCAACCUCAGCCCCUUCACUGUCACGGACCACACCCCCAUGGAGACCGUGGUGGACAUCUUCAGAAAGCUGGGCCUCCGACAGUGUCUGGUCACCAGAAGCGGGCGUCUGUUGGGCAUCAUCACUAAGAAGGAUGUCCUCCGUCACAUGGCCCAGAUGAUGAACCAGGACCCAGAAUCCAUCAUGUUUAACUAGUUGCCCAAGAAGAAGGAGCUUUAUUAUCCACAGCACCUCUUUGCCCCCCCCCCCCCCCUUAGACUGUAAAUAGUGAAACGCUACUGUAACCUGUAAUGAAGAAAAGUCACCUCUCAAAUACAGGCCCCCAGUGUUUAGAAUGUAGGGAUGGAGCAAGAGGGGUGAAGAAAGAGGGGGAUAAAUGCAACAAAGAAAAUUGACAAAUAAA